UGUGGAUGUGUGGGAUUGAAUCAGGGCGAACUGGGCUCUGCCACUGUCAUAGAGAACAGCACAGAACACUCAUACAAUAGCGAAAAAAUGGCUACUGAGUCGAUAUCAGCCUGCACCGGAUCCAACUUACUACAGCCAAUAAGCGAGAUGACCAACCUUCCGUUAGACCAGGUGAAUUUUGUAGUAUGUCAGCUCUGCGCCCUGCUCACGGCUGUGUGGUUCAGACUGUAUCUGCACCCCAGCAAGACGAGUCCUUUUGUGCGCCAUGUGGUUGCCACGUUGCUGGGCAUCUACUUUGCCCUAUUUUGCUUUGGCUGGUAUGCUCUUCAUUUCCUGUUGCAAAGUGGCAUUACAUACGGCAUUAUGAUUCUGACUGGAGUUGAGCACAUGCACAAAUACUGUUUGGUGGUCGCCCUGGGUUAUCUCAGCUUCUGCCAAAUCACUCGGGUUUACGUCUUCGAUUACGGAAUGUACUCUGCUGAUUUUACGGGGCCAAUGAUGGUCAUCACACAGAAAAUAACCAGUGUGGCUUUUGAGAUCCAUGAUGGAAUGGCGAGGAAGGUAGAACAGCUCAACCAGGGUCAAAAACUGUUGGCUAUAAGACGGAUGCCCAGUUUAUUGGAGUACUUCAGUUAUAAUUGUAAUUUCAUGGGCAUUUUGGCUGGUCCCACCUGCUCUUAUAAUGAUUACAUUGCAUUCAUCGAGGGCACGCCGUAUCGCCACAGAGACCUCGAGCCUAAAGGAAAAGUCAAUGGGAAGAGCAGACUGAAUGACCCUUCACCAAAUACAGAGGUGAUCCGAAAGCUGUCCACCUGCUUCAUCUCUCUGCUGGUUUUCCUCUCCGUUUGCAAGGUGUUUCCCGUGGAGCGUAACGUCGAUGAUGAUUUUAUUGCCACCUCACCCUUCUAUGUUCAGGUGGUCUACCUGUAUUUGUCCAUGCUGACCACCCGGCCUAAAUACUACUUUGUUUGGACUCUGGCUGAUGCCAUCAACAAUGCUGCAGGAUUUGGCUUUAAUGGCUAUGACAGUGAUGGUUCACCUCGGUGGGAUCUCCUUUCCAACAUCAGAAUUCUGAAUAUAGAGCUUGCCACCAGCUUUAAGGUUUUCUUGGAUAACUGGAACAUCCAAACAGCACAUUGGCUUAAAAGGGUGUGUUAUGAACGCUGUCCUUACAAUCCCACUGCUGCCACCUUCCUGCUGUCAGCCAUGUGGCAUGGGGCUUAUCCAGGCUACUACCUCACCUUCCUCACGGGCAUCGUCAUCACUCUCGCAGCCAGAGCCGUGAGGCACAAUGUAAGACCACAUUUCUUGGGUUCCCCAAGUCACAAAUUUGUGUAUGACGUCAUCACAUGGGCAGCUACACAGAUCGCCAUUUGUUACACAGUAGUUCCCUUUGUGCUGCUUUCUGUGGGCCCCUCGCUCAAGUUCUACAGGUCAUGGUACUUCUGCCUCCACAUAGGCUGUAUACUGCUGGCCAUCGCUCUGCCGGUCAAACCACGGCAUCUACGGCUGAAGGAGCAGCUAUCCGCCGCACAGCCAAGCCUGGAGAGCACAGACAGCAACCAGAAACAAAAAGCCACAUGAGUCCUGGAACAACUUACCAAACGUCUUUACACUCACAGACUGGGCAAAUGUACCUAUUCUCCAGCCACACUUGAAGAGAGUCAGAUCAACUAAAGCUCACAAAUAAACCAACCAACCAGCGUCUGCCUGGACUGAUAGAGUAACGUCAUCCCUUGGCUCAUGUAGUGGUAAUGGGAUUCGACAGUGAUUCAAAAUGUUGGAAUCAAAUCUGACUGGUAUACGAAGAGUUUUAUUGCCAAGAAAACACUGUUGUAUAGAUUAAUGUGACCUUCCCUUUGUAAUCCAACUUGUCACAGCAAGUUUUAGUGUCCUAACCUGGUGGUGUUGGGCUGUAAAUAGGAUUUUCUUGCAAAAUGACAAGCAGAAAGCUGGAAAUGGUAUAUUUGAAAACAGACGAGUUUUCAUGUGCUAGGGGUAAAAAUAAAUACGACUAAAUAAACUAACAGGGAACAUAAUAACACUGAAAUUAUUGGAUUAUUGGAACGGAGGGAGAUGUGUGCAAAGUUUAAAUGUCCUCAAAAAUUUAAGACAAGUUUUUGAUUGAUGAUUUUAUGGUGGCACCAUUAAAACAAACCGGGCUCUUGUUUUUUUUUUUCAUGUUAUGUUUGUUAUGGUCUGUCGUAACGUCUUGUCCAUGUAGUCUUCACUUAAGUCGUCUGAAAGUUACACAUAAUACAUUCCACUCUAAAGACCAGAGAUUCUUUUCUCAUUAUUGAAAGUAUUUCUCAGCCUAAUCCCAUCUAAACUGGGAAUUUCAGAAAGUAUUGGAAUGUUAAAGUAAUUCCCAGCAAAAUAAUUAAAAAAAGGAAAGUACUGUUAAUUGCAUGACCUGAGAGUCAGGCAGACAGUGCUUCUGAAUGCACUGUAAUGCACAUUUUGUAUGGUGUUAGUCAGCUUCAAGGUUUGGCCUGCUUAAGGUUGGAAAAAAGGCUGAUGUUUGUGUUGUAGACGAUGUCCACUGGAUUUGUUUGAACCAUAUAUGUUCUCUGUGUGGAUCUGGAACGAUGUUUUUUUUUUUUCUUUUGCAAAUUAUGUGAUUAAAAGAGGUCUUUUUACUACUA
Messenger RNA from Danio rerio (zebrafish), 2645 nucleotides. RefSeq names its product membrane bound O-acyltransferase domain containing 2b (gene mboat2b). Lineage: Eukaryota; Metazoa; Chordata; Actinopteri; Cypriniformes; Danionidae. Gene Ontology annotation, cellular component: endoplasmic reticulum membrane. Gene Ontology annotation, molecular function: acyltransferase activity, transferring groups other than amino-acyl groups. The record is from RefSeq and is marked validated.